Molecule: messenger RNA, 13062 nt
Organism: Eimeria acervulina
Lineage: Eukaryota; Apicomplexa; Conoidasida; Eucoccidiorida; Eimeriidae
Exons: 6
Coding region: 1-13062 (4353 amino acids)
Biological process (GO): regulation of transcription by RNA polymerase II
Cellular component (GO): nucleus; SWI/SNF complex
Molecular function (GO): transcription coregulator activity
Source: RefSeq, a predicted model, not a curated record
AUGCGGAUGUCAAGCCCUUCGGUGGAGCUGAGGCCUCUGCAGUGCGGCUUCAUUGCUGCUUCCCUCUCCCUCACUCCUGCAGCAGCAGCAGCAGCAACAGCAGCAGCAGCAACACCACCGACAGCAGCUGCAGCACAAGAGCCAGAAGAAACUACAGCAGGAGCAGGUGCUGCUGCUGCUGCAGAUGCUGCUGCUGCAGGUUGUGGGGUGGAUCUGACGAAGGGCCGGCGUUUGUCAGUCUCUUUCUGUUCAUCUGGACCUACAAUAGCAGCAACAGCAGAAAAGGAAGCAGCAGCAACAGCAACAGGAGAUGCAGCAGCAGCAGCAGCAGCAACCGAGGCUCAAGUCCCUGCGGCGCAAUCAGCAGAUGCUGUAGAAGCAGCAGCGGGGGCAGCAGCAGCGGCACCAGUGGAUGCUGCAUCUCUAGCACGAGCAGCAGCAGCAGACGCAGCAGCAACAGAAGCAGCAGCAGCAACAGAAGCAGCAGCAGCAGCAGCAGCAAGUUCAUUCUGGCCGUAUUGUGAAUAUCAGGAGGAGGUUCCUCUCGGUGGCGAAGUGUUGGAGUACUCGGAUAUGUGGGGUUGCAUGCAGACCCAAGAAGACACAGAAGCAGCAGCAGCAGCUGCUGCUGCAGCAGCAGCAGCAGCGGCAGCAGCAGCAGCUGCAGCAGCAGCAGCAGCAGAGGACACUAAAGGCAUGAAGGGCUCUAGCUGCUUAGAGGCUUUAGGACUAUCUCUCUACUGGAGGAGUGCUUGGUGGCAGUUAACUUCAAGACAGCAACUCAGCCCCACCUCUUCAGCAUUUGCUGCUGCUUUCCAGCAGCAGCAGCAGCAGCUGCUGCUGCUGCUGCAGCAACAGCACCACGAGAAACGCCAGCUACAGAAGCUGCAGGAACAAGGCUUCGUUUGUUAUUCUCCGCGCUUCCUCCUGUCUCUAAGUUGGGCCCUUCAGUGCAGCGAAGGAGACACUUCGCGCUGCUGCAGCAGGCUGCUGCUGCACUCCGCUGCAGCAGCAAACCAACGCUCCUCCACAAGUAUUGCCCCGCCGCCCCUGGAACGCACAACAGCAGCUGCAGCAGCAGCAGCAGCAAGCGCAGCAGCGGCUGCAGCAGCAGAUGCGGCGUUGGCGACUCCUGAAGCUAGGAUAACCAGCCGGGUGUAUGAACAGCAGCAGCAGGAGCAGGCUCAGGAGGAGCAGCAACAGCAGCAGCAGCAGCACAGGUUGUCUGUGAAUGUUGCUGCUGAUAUAUACCCCGUGCUGCUGCUGCUGCAGGACCAGCACCUGCUAGACGCUGCGGCUCUGUUUUGCUGGUUGGCGGUGAACCAUCGAAGACACAAGCAGCAGCAGCAGCCACAGCAGCAGCAGCAGCAGCAGCGACAGCAACAGCAACAGCAGCAACAUGAGCAGCGGCAGCGAGCAGAGGCUAAGAUUCACUUGCCAGUUGCAGGGCGCUCCGCUGCAGCAACGACAGCAGCAGCAGCAGCAGCAGCAGGAUCAGGCACCUUGCCUCCCCGCCCCUCAUGGCUGCCCCCUCCCCUCCGGUCUACAACAGCAGCUCCGCUAAGCAGCAGCAGCAGCAGCAGAAGCAGCAGCAGCAGCGGCCGCAGCGAGAGCGGGCCUGUGGGGAUGAGCCCGGGGUUUGGUGCUGCUGAGGCUAUAUCAAUGACUUCUUCUUCUGCUUUUGCUGCUGCUGCUGCUGCUGCUGCUUCUCCUUCUGUCUCUUCUUCUACUCCUGCUUUUGCUUCUCCUUCUUCUUCUUUGUCUUUACCUUCGUCGUCUGUCUCUUCUAUUUGCUCUGCCGUCUUGAUGCAGGUUGCUGAGGCAAACUGCAGCAUAACAGCCCCACAGAUUGAGGUGUACGUACACUCGGAUGAUAGUGCAGCAGAUGUCUCCCUCUCCUUCAGAGGAAGCAGCCUCUCCCUCACAGCCUCUCAACCAGCAGCAGCAGCAGCAGAAGCAACAGCAGCAGCAGCAUCUGCUGCUGCUGCUGCUGCUGGAGACGGGGGAAGGAGGGAGACAGCUGGGGUUUGUUCUGUUAAGAGGGGUUUGCUGUUGUCUCGUCUCUGUCUCUCUGUCUCUUCUCUUAGCAUCGGAGGCAGCGGGGCUGGGCCCUUCGCCCUGACCUGCGGCUCCUACAAACUACCCAGCAGCAGCAGCAGCAGCAGCAGCAGAAGCAGCAGCAGAAGCAGCAGCAGAAGCAGCAGCAAGCGGGGAAUAGGGUCCCCCCCAGCGGAAGCAGGAGAUUGUGACAAUGGAGUAUAUGAGGGCUGCUUCUCUCGCUGGCAGGCUGCUGCUGCUGCUGCUGCUGCAGCUGCUGCUGAGGCUUCUUCUGCUGCGUCUCGGGUGUCUCCGCAGCCAGCAGCUGCCCCCCUUUUGUCUCUUCGCGACGCCCUGCAUCCAGAAGAAGAGGAGAGUCAAGGGCCUGCGGUGUAUGUACACCUCAGCAGAGGAGACUGCAAAGAAAAUACUCACGACCUCCACUGUCUCCUUCACCACUCAGCAGCAACACAGCCCCUCGGAACGAAGCAGCAGCAGCAGCAACAGCAGCAGCAGCAGCAGCAGAUGCAGCAGCAGUCCCAGCAGCAGCAGCAGCAGCAACACUGGGGAGACAGUGGUAGGCUCUGGUGUCUCCGCCUAGCCCCUGUAGGGGUCUCCGGCAGUGUCUCCUUUCUUUCAGCUGCUGCAGCGCGGCUGAAGGCCUUUCACAAUGCAGCAGCGCAGCUGGGGGGCCCCGGGCCCCCCUUGCUUUUCUACACUGGCAGCGCAGACUUUCUAGAGGGGGAAGAAGACAUGCUGCAGCAGCAGCAGCAGCAGCAGAAGCAGCAGCAGCAGAUCCAGCAGCAAACGCGGGUCUCUGCUGCCUUUGAAGGGCUGAAGAUUCAGAUUUUUGCUGCUCAGCCCAGAGAGGGGGGGCAGCAGCCCUGUGCUGCUGCUGCUGGUGCUGCUAUAGGGACUAUCGCAAGCAGCAGCAGCAGCAGCAGCAGCAGCAGCAGACGCCUCUGGGGCAGACUGAGGGGGGCCCCUUUGGGGGGCCCCCUGGCGUUGUCUGGAGGGGCCCUGUGCCUCGAAGUCGGCCCCAGCGAAAUGCGGUUUGCACCUUUGUUGCAGCACCCCCAGCUCUGCUGCUGCUGCUGUUGCUGCUGCACAGCUGACAACAGCAGCAGCAACAGCAGCAACAGCAGCAGCAGCAGCAGCAACAGCAGCAGCAACAGCAGCAGCAGCAGCAGCAGCAACCCCACAACCUGCUGCUGCAGCCGGGCAGUGAAAGGUUGUGGGGACCCCUCUUUGUCUCUUUCUUUGACAGGCCUUUGUCUCUCCACUUGCCCCCUCCCCAGUGAAAGCCCCAAUUGCAGCAGCAGCAGCAGCAGCAGCAGCAGCAGCAGCAGCAGCUGCAGCAGAGCUGCUACCCAAGUUGGGGCUUGGUUCCCUGUUCUGCUGCCCGUGUCCUGCUCCUCUGUAGUGUCAAUGGUGCGGAAGGCUUCAGCAGAAGAUGGCACCGCAGCAGCAGCAACAGAGGGCGCAGCAGCAGCAGCAGCAGCAGCAGCAGCAGCAAAACCUCCACGGGCCUCAGAGACACAGCAGGAGCGACAUAGAGUCUCUGUCUCUGUUGCCGUUCAUCCGCUUGCUGUCUCCUUCACUCCUUCAUCUGUCUCUGCCCUCGUUGCUUUUUUUGCUGCGGCGCGAAACCUGACGCUGCAGCAGCAGCAACAGCAGCAACAGCAGCAGCAGGGAGAUGGGGCGCGUAGUACUGUCUCUCCUGCUGACUUUUGCUGUGCUGCUGUCUCUCCAAGAGAGGAACAGAUAGCAGCAAAAUAUCUUUUGGCUGCAGCAGAGAGCAAAGCAGCUCCAGGGGGACAGGAGACAGCUGCCUGCAGCAGCAGCAGCAGCAGCGGCAGCAGCAGCCGCCGCAGUAGUAGCAGCAGCGACAGCAACAGCAGCUACAGCAGCAGCAGCGAGAGCAGCAGCAGCAGCAGCAGCAGCAGCAGCAGUGAGUGCUUCUUUGAUGCCUUUGAUCCUCGAGAGUGGGGGUUAGACGAGGAGACAGCAUUAUGUUCGUCUUCUGUUGCUGCUGCAGCACACAGCAGCAACUCAGCACCUAAGAAGCCAAAGCUGCUGCUGCUGCCUUGGGGUGGUUGCUGCGAGGUGGAGGCCCGUUUGCUGCUGCGGCAGCUCUGCUGCGUCAUAUGCUACGUCCCCCAACAGCAGCAGCAUCAACAGCAGCAGCAGCAGCAGCAGCGUACAGAUGAAGCACGUAUGCUGCCUCAUUUGCUGCUGUCUCCUUCUUUGCUGUCUCCUUUCUCGCUGUCUCCUUUGCUGCAGCAAGCAGAACGUGUGGCUCUCUGCAGACAUCUUCAGGGGCCCCCUACUUCGUUUUGCUUCUCCCUUGACCUCAGACGCCUUAACGCCAGCCUCUUGCUCACCAACCCCCAGCAGCAGCAGCAGCAGCAGCAGCAGCAGCAGGGGCAGGAGACAGCUGCGGAGACGGACUCGCUGGUUACUGCAACUGUCUCCUUUUCUUCGCUGUCGGCGUGGGAGGCAGAGGGCCCGUGCUGCAGUGAGGAUGGGGGCGGGCUCAGACUUGCGGAAACAUCUGCUGCUGCUGCUGCUGCUGCUGCUGCUGCUGCUGGAGACACAGCUGCCACGGGAGCAGCAGCAGCCCUUGGAAGGCGGCAUGCUGCGCCUCAAGGCCAAAGCAGCUACAGCUGCUGCAGCGUCAGCAACAGCAGCAGCGGAGGUAAACCUACGUGCUGCAGCGGGAGUUGCUGGUGCUGUAGCAGCUGCAGCAGCAGCAGCAGCAGCAGCAGCAGGCGCCUGUGGGUUCAGGCUGUUCCGGUGUCUCUACGGAGGCCGCUGCUGGAGGUGGGUGUACUGCCCGAUGGCUCAGUUUGCUUCGAGCCUCCUUUCUGGGGAGAAGCAGCAGCGCAGCAGCAUUUCAGCAGCAGCAGCAGCUGCUGCUGCUGCUGCGCAGAAGCCCCUGCAGGUGCUGCUCAACGGGGGCCGCAGCGGAAGCCGAAGCAGCAACAGCAGCCUGCAGCUGUUGUAACUGUGGAUAUCAACGCUAUGAGGGAAAUGCAGCAGCUGCAGGAACCCUCAAAGAAAGCACAGCACCCUGCUGCUGCUGGUGCUUCUGCUGCUGGGGGCAAGAGAAGCAGCAGCAGCAGCAGGAGCAGCAACAGCGGGUGCGGGGCUGCACAGCGCAUGCGAGUUGCUUCGCGAAUUCAUUCGGUGUAUAUACAGCUGGGAGACGUCUCCCUAGCACGUCUGCAGCUGCUUGCAGCCAGGCUUCAAUUAGCAGCAGCAGCAGGUGCUGCUGGCGCUGCUGCUGCUGCAGGUCCUGCUGCUGCUGCUGCAUUGCGCGAAGGAGUCUUACAGAAGGGAGUGAAGCAGCAGCAGGAGCCAGGGGGGCUGCAGCAGCUUGAUGCGGACGUCUACAUUGGCAGUGUGAGCUGCUUGCUGCUGCAGCAGCCUCCACCUUCCCCCUGCUGCAGCAGGGCGUCUGCUGCUGCUGCUGCUGCUGGGCCUCAGUGGACAUCUCUUAGUUGCGCACAGCAGCCCCCGCUGCCUCUUCCUUCUGAUACCUUUAGUUUGCUGCGCCCACAGGCGCCGUCUCCUCCCCCCACAAUGCUGCUGCAGCAGCAGAUGCUGCAGCAACAGCAGCAGCAGCAGCAGCAAAUGGCGAGGCCCAUCGUCGCUGCUGUAGGGGAAGGGAUUGCCUUCCAGUUUGCUGCAGCCUCCGCCAGGCAACCGCCUUGUUCAGGGGAACGGCCCGCAACAGCACCCGCAGCAGCAAAGCCAGCAGCAGCAGCAAAACCAACAGCAGCAGCAGCAGCAGCAGCAGCAGCAAACUUACCGGAGGUACGACAUCUUUUGUUUGGGGUUGAGUGUCUCCACGUGGAGGACUGCCUCGCCCUCGAUAUGACUCCUCUCCCGUCUCCUAGUUGGCUCUCGCAGCAGCAGCAGCAGCAGCAGCAGCAGCAGCAGCGGCAGCAGCACUGCGCAGGCGGCGGCAGCAGCAGACACCAUACACGGGGCAGGCGGCAACGACGCGCCUCAGCAGCAGAAACAACAGCAGCAGCAGCAGCAAAAGAAAUCCUUGCUCUGCCGCCCUGCCGGCCCCCCAGCCGCUUCUCUCUUCUGCUGCAGCUGCUCUCUACGGAUAAGCAGCAGCAGCAGCAGCAGCAGCAGGAGCAGCAGCAGCAGCAGCAGAUGGGAGGGCUGCCAGUCACGAGCCCCUCCGGGGACUGGAAUACGGAUGGGCAAAGCACUGCAGCAGCAACAGCAGCAACAGCAGCAGCAGGAGCAGCAGCAGCAGCAAGUCGAGAGGUGGCGUUGGGCCUCUCUGUGGAGGCCCUGAGGCUGCAGCUCUGUGCUACAUUGGUUGCUCACGCAGGUGCCUGGGGCUUUAAGGUGACUUCGGACGCAGCUGAAAUUCGCCGGUGUCUCCUUUCGCUUGCUGCCAGCCUAAACGGAGACCCUAUGGAGGUGGGGACCCGCAGCAGCAGCAGCAGCAGCAGCAACAACAACAACAAAGCGAUUGCUGCUGCUCUUCCUGCUGCUGCUGCCCCGUCGAGGCAGCAGCUUUCAGGUAUUCGUGAGGCCGUUGCUGAGUUUUCUGCAGCAGAAGAGGGGAAGCCCUUCAGUUUCGCUGCUGCUGCUGACGGUGCAGCUGCUGCUGCACCGAGCGCAGCAGCCCUAGCAGCAGCAGCAGGAGCAGCAGCAAGCGACACCAGCCGAGUGUCUGAGGGUGCACUGUCUUCGGAUCCUUCCGCCUCCUCCUCUUCCUCUUCAAUAUCAGCAGCACCUGCUGCUGCUGCUGCAGAGCCUGCUGGUGCAGCUGCUGCAGCAGCAGCUGCUGCUGCUGCUGGUUCCUGUGUACGUAGGGGAGGGCUGCGUGAGCUGUCUGGGCUUCGGUUUGUGCUGCGGAGUGUCUCUGCAGCAGACUCCGCUGUCUCUGUCUCCCCUGAUGGGGUCCUCUGGCUGACAAUGCAUCUGCCUUCUCUGUCUCUUGCCCUCAACGGCCCCCAGCAGCAGCAGCAGCAGCAGCAGCAGCAGCAGCAGCAGCAGCGGGAGCAGCAGCAGCAGCAGCAGCAGCAGCGGGACGGGGGGUUUGUUGCUGGUGUGGAGGUGCAGCAAGCUCGGUGUCUCUAUCGAUCUGCUGCUGUCUCUUUGAAGGCCUUGUCUCUUUCAUUUGGCUGUCUCCCUUCGCCGUCUGGCUGUCUGCUGCAGCGCUGCUGCUACCCCUCCGUGCUGCUCGCCUCAGCCGGUCUCCUGCUGCUCUCUGUCCCCCUCCGCAGCAGCAGCAGCAGCAGCAGCAAUGAUCCAGAAGGGACGCUGAAAAUACAAAUGCUCCCUCUCCAGCAGCAGCACCAGCAGCAGCAGCAGCAGCAGCAGCAGCAGGAGGGAGAGGAGGGUUUGUUUGAAGGGGGGCUGCGUAUAUAUCUCGAUGCACUCCGUCUUCGUCUUGUGGGCAGCUGGGCGUGUGGCUGCUGCCUUGCACUUGCAGAGACAGCGCGCAAGCUGCAAGGCAGCUCUGCUGCUGCUGCUGCUGCUGCUGUUGCUGCUGCUGCUGCAGACAGAGACACCGCAGCAGCACCUGCUCUACUUGAUAGGGGCCCUAGAAGAUUCAUCAGUGGCUUUAGAAGGCUGCUGAGGUCUGCGCAGCUUUGCUCUCUCCAGCUGUAUGUACACCGCAGCGUGAUCCUCCUUGCACCCGGAGACCUCCUCAGCAGCAGCAGCUGCUGCUGCAGCAGCAGCAGCUGCAGCAAUUGCAGCCUGCGAACCUGCUCCUGCUGCGGCACCUCGGAAGGGAGGCGAGACCCCGAAGGAUGGGUUGUUGCUGCUGCAGCAGCAGCAAAUCUCAGCCUCCAGCUUACAGGAGACGGUUUGCUGCGCUCCGCCAGGUCCUCCCUCAAAGGCCCACGUGUAUUUGUUGCAGCAACGCAGCAGCAGCAGCAGCAGCAGAAACAGCAGCAGCAGCACCGGGAGGAACGCCGUCGAUGCAGGCACUCGGCAGCAGCAGCCAGCACCACCAACGGCAGCAGCAGCAGCAGCAGGAGGCUGGUGCUGUAUCAAGCAGUGUGCGGGUCUGCAGGGCCUCCUUCUGCAUCUGAUGUGUCUCUGUUGCUGCCGGAGGGGACCCUCGGCUUUGGCUGCUGCUGGCGGCAGCAGCAGCAAAUUGUCUCUCCACCCCCGCAGGCCCUAAACAGCAGCCACUCAGCAGCAGCAGCAGGGAGGACCUACCCUGCUGCUGCUGCUGCCGUUGCUGCUGGACCUAGGGAUCUACGGUAUUACCUUUCCUCCCAGCAGCAGCAGCAGCAACAGCAACAGCAGCAGCAGCAGCAGCAGCACGAGGGAGACAGGGAGAUGUUGUUAGGAGAUUUCUCUGCACCUCCUGAGUACCCAGAAGGUGAAGACGAAGAUAAAGCUGCAGAGGCCUGGCAGCUGGAGUUGGUGCAGCGGCAGCAGCAGCAGCAAACAGCAGCAGCAGGAGCAGCAGCACCAGCAACCUCCACAGCAGCAGCAGUAGGAAAGCAGGGAAUCGGGAGCGGGCUACCAACACAGCAGCAGCAUCAGCAGCAGCAGCAGAUGCAUCAGCAGCAGCAGCAGAUGCAGCACCAGUCUCUACAAUGUUUGGUAGUGGUGCCGCAGGUGCAUGUGCUGCUGCUUCCUGCUGCAGCAGCAGCACACGUACGCCGUUUGCUGCUUGACCUUUGGUUUGCUGCGAAGGCAAUUAAAGAGUCUGUACAAGAGACAAGAGGAUGCCUCUUCAGAAGUGCAUCGACUUCUCUUUCAUCAUGGGCCUCCGCUUCCCUCUGUUCCUUAGACCGAUCUUUCACAGAAGGGACCCUCGAAGCAGCAGCAGCAGCAGCAGUUGCUGCUGCUGCUGCUGCUGCUGCUGCUGAUUCCCGUGCUGCUUCUGUUCCUGCUGCAGCGGAAGCAGCAGCUGCUGCUUCUGCUGCUGCUGCAGCAGGAAUGAGAGACACACAGAGUGGCCUCUUUGGACCGUCGGUUUCAUUUGAAGAGCUGCGCAGCGAGUGCAACGCAACAGCAGCAGCAGCAGCAGCAGCAGCAGCAGCAGGAGAGUUACCAGUCUCCGCAGCAGGGGAGAUUAGCUUCUCUUCUAAUGAAGAACCAAACGAGAGCAGCAGGGAUCCAUUGCUCGACGAAGAAGGGGUUUUGAGGGCCUCUCUUGUUGGAGCAGCAACAGCAAAUGCGCAGCAGCAGCAGCACCAGCACCAGCAGCAGGAGCAGCAAACGAGGGGCCUCUGGCUGCCUAUCCCGGGCUCUGCAGCAGCAGCAGCUGCUGCUGCUGCAGCAGCAGAGGGACUGCCCCGCACUUCUGUUACUGCACAUGUGAAGGUGCAUGUCUUCUCUAUCUGGCUUGUGGGGCCCCUUCCGGAGGACGGCUUCAGAGCAGACGCAAGGGCCCUACCCCGCUGCAGCUGCAGCAGCAGCAGCAGCAGCAGCAGUAGUAAUAGUAGCGGCAGCAGCAGGAACGUGUGGGGAGCGGCAGAGGGAAACCCGAUGGCUGUGCAUGGAGGGUCAGCUGCAGCGUCUGCUGCAGCAGCGGGACCGAGUGGGGAUCGUCCCUGGGAUCGUCUCCUCCCGGCUGAAGGCUUUGCUGUGGGGCCCCACAGCUGCGCCCCUCUGGCUCCUUCGUGGGCGUGCCCGCAUACACUGCAGUGCAGCACUACUGCUGUCUCCUUCGAGUUAGAUGCGAAGCUAAUAACCGAAGACUUAGGAUUUCCUGCUGCUGCUGCUGCUGCUGUUGCUGCUGCUGCAGCAGCAGCAGCAGCAGCAGACAACACGGAAUCAGACAGCGCGUCGCCGCAGUCGGGAAAAGAGACAGAGAGACACCUGCAAGCAGAUACUGCUGCAGCAACGCCAAUCAGCAGCAACAGCAGCUACAGCAGCAGCUACAGCAGCAGCAGCAGCGAGAGCGACAGCGACAGCGACGGCAGCAGCGUGAGCACUGACAGCAGCAGCAUCAGCAGGUACAGCGGCAGCUACAGCAGAAGUAGCAGCAGCAGCAGCCUGAUCAGCAGUAGCAUCAGCAGCAAUGGGAGCCGCCGCCGCCGCCGUCGUCGCCACAUGAGAAGCAGCAGCAGCAGCAGCAGCGUGAAGACAGCGCUGUGGCUAGAGCAGCAAGCCGAGCGUUGGCUGCCUGCCCUUCGCGUAGAUGCAGAGUUGAGGCGCUGCGUCUUCCUGGGAGGGGCCCUCUGUCUUCCUCCUUCUCCUCUCACCUUACGCUCCUCCUCAGCAGCAGCAGCAGCAGCAGCAGCAACACCAGCAGCAGCAGCAGCAGCAGGGGCGGUGUUCCUGCGGCAACGGCGACAGAGGCAACAGCAGCAGCAGCAGCAGCAACAGAGGCACCAGCAGAAAGACACACCACCUCCGGAAGAAGCGAAGACGCCCUUAAACUUGUGGGGGGCCUCUAAUCCCCUGCAAUGUACAUACGCUGCAUCAGCAGCAGCAGCAGCAGCAACAGCAGCAGCAGCAACAGCAGCAGCGGGAGGGCACUGGCCUUUGGGUUCGCAACAACAACAACAACAGCAGCAGCAGCAGCAGCAAAUCGGCAUGUGCGUGCUGCUGCUCCUAGCUGACCUGUCUGUACACCCGCUGGUGGAGUCUCCCUUUUGCUUCUCUAUUGUAAUGACGUCGCGGCGGAAGGCGCUGCCAGAGCAGCAGCAGCAGCUGCUGCAGCAGCAGUUGCUGCAGCAGCAGCAGCAGCAGCAGAAACACUGUGAGUGCCGCAUUGAGGCUUUUCUGUCUCCUGUGCUGCUGCUGUUGACUGCGGACGACGCUGCUGCGUUGCGUGAAGUUGCUGGCAGCUACUCAGCAGCAUCUGCUGCUGCAGCAAGAGCAGCAGCGAAUGCUGCUGCGUCAGCUGCUGCAGCAAGGGCAGCAGCAACUGCUGCUGCUUCUGCUGCUGGGCCCGUCCGCUGUAGCUGCAGGAUAAGGGGCUUUAUGCGGAGACGCCGUAACAAAACUUCCUCUCAACGGCUGCACGCUGCAGCAGCAGCAGCAGCAGCAGCAGAAGAAGCCUCAGCAGCAGCAACAGAAGCAGCAGCAGCAGCAACACCAGCAGCAUCAGGACGCCCAUCAUCUUGCACUGAAGACGGUGAAAGUGUUGCUGGUAGAACCACAACAACAACAACAGCAGCAGCGGCAGCAGCAGCAGCAGCAGCUGCUGCUGCUGCUGCUUCUGACGAGCAGCAGUCUGCUUCACGGUGGAGCUACGCUCCUCCUCUUACCCCUACUGACAAUAGGGGGCCCCUGGGGGCCCCCCUAAGAGGGUGCAUAACUUGGCGAGUGUCAGUGGAGGCGGACGCGCUGCAGCUUACAGCAGCAGCAGCGCAGCAGCUGCUGCUGUUCACGCGUCUCUGCUGCAGCGAUGUUGCUGCGCAAGCUCUGAGGUCUUCAAACAGCCCCACAGACACAGUUGUCUCCUUGCAGAUUAAACAGGUGUCUAUGCAGGUGACGGAGACUCGGGAGGAUGCGGUAUUUGGGAGUUGCGUCUUGCAGCAGCAGCAGCAGCAGCAGCAGCGGCAGCUGUGUGGCCGUUGGCUGUACCACCACAGCCCUUCUCAGCAACAGCAGCAGCAGCAGCAGGCUUGCAUUGUGCUGCCUCUGCUGUCUCCUGUGUCUGUUGCUGCUGCUGCUUACCCCUGCCGCUCUCCGUCCCCUUCUAUCAUUCUGCGCUUUGAUAGUCAGGCAGAGAUAACAGCAGACCCCAGACAUCUUCGUUCGCUUAGCUGCCUCGCCCCUCAGUUUGCUGCUGCUCUCAGCAGCAGCAGCAGCAGCAGCAGCAGCAGGAGGGUGUAUGAGGUGCUGUAUGUUCGCCCGUUCUUAUCUGCUGAAGCUCUGCGUCUUCUCUUUGCAGUGUCUCCCUUCACUCCUCAGCUGCCUAUACACUUCAACUACCGCCGCACCUUUUGCUUCUCUCCUCAUAUCUCAGGCUGGGCUGCAGCAUAUAGAGGAGCCUUCGCGCCUGCAGCAGCAGCAGCAGCUGCAGCAGAGGCGGCAGAAGCACUGAGACACAAGCAGCAGCAGCAGCAGCAGCAGCAGCACCGGCGGCGUAUGCAUGCAUGCAGCACCGAUCUGCAGCAGAUUGGCAGCUCUGUUAGCGAGGCGGAUGAAUUGUUAGCUGCAGACAUCGCCUCCUCCUCUGCAACGGCAGCAGCAGCUGCAGCAGCAGCAGCAGCAGCAGCAGGAGGCUGCACUCGAACUGCUUCUGCUGCUUCUGUAUCCAGCUUUGCUGCUGAAGAGAAAAUACAAACAGCGCGGCUCUCCCCGUACACCGCCGGCAUCUUGUACGAUUUAAGACAGCUGCCGAGUUACUGUCUCUCUUCAGUCAGGGAGAAUUGUCUGUGGCUGCGCAACAGCAGCUCGCAUGCACUCGCUUUUCGUGCUGUCAGCAGCAAAGGAGGAGGCAGCAGCAGCUGGCAGACGGGGGUGCUGCCUCCGUCCUGGGAGGCGUUGCUGCUGCAGCAGCAGCAGCAGCUGUCUAUACACCUGGCUGUUCUCAAUCCUUCUCAGCCUCUUGUCUUCCCUCCUGCGCAUACUUCUCCUCUGUUUACUGACUGCGAUCCCUUACUAGCUCACCUGCAGCAACAGCAGCAGCAGCAACAGCAGCAGCAGCAGCUGCUGCUGCAGCACCAGCAGCUGCAGCAGCAAGAGGAGGAAGAGCAGGAGGAGGGCAGCUGUGAGGUAAUGGGCGGCCCCAUCGGCCGUAGAUGCUCCUUUAUAAAAGCAAAAGAUAUCUUAGAAGAAGGUGCAGCAGCAGGAGGGUUAAUAGUUGUGCUGCAGAGACAGAAAGGAGACAGCAGCGUAGACAUCUGCUGCCCGCUCAACGUUCGCAGUCUUCUUCAUCUGCCUGUUGAACUCAACUUCCUAGCGGAGAGAGACCCUGCAGCGGUAAGACAUGCAGCAGCAGCAGCAGCAGCAGCAGCAGCAGCAACAGCAGCAACAGCAGCAGCAGUAGUAGUAGCAGCAGCAGGAAGAGAAUACAGCGGGUUUUGGCUUUGGUUGAUUAUUCUACGAAAAUAUAUAAAAAUAUAA